This is a messenger RNA of Prosopis cineraria, 1597 nucleotides long. RefSeq names its product F-actin-capping protein subunit alpha. The transcript is spliced from 13 exons. The coding region runs from base 242 to 1270 and encodes 342 amino acids. Gene Ontology annotation, molecular function: actin filament binding. Gene Ontology annotation, biological process: barbed-end actin filament capping; actin cytoskeleton organization. Gene Ontology annotation, cellular component: actin cortical patch; F-actin capping protein complex. NCBI's taxonomy places the organism in Eukaryota, Viridiplantae, Streptophyta, Magnoliopsida, Fabales, Fabaceae. The record is from RefSeq and is a predicted model, not a curated record.
AUGCAGAGAGCAUUUUACAGAUCACACUAACGGCGAAGCAGAAUAUUACUAUCAUCCACUGGGCUCCACCUGAGCUACUGUGCAUAUCUUGUCCGUUCGGAUUCAGGACCCUACCCAUUGGAUGGUCCUGAUUUUCAAAGGAGCAUCCCAAUCACUGCGCGGCCUUCGUGGUUGCUCAUUUCGUUCGCUCUCUCCACACUGAACUUGCAUAUCGGAAUCUUGUUGACGGAGUCCCAGAGGUAUGGCCGAAGAAGAAGAAGAAGCGGAGCUUAGCGACAAGCAGAAGAUCGAAAUUGCCAAAUGGUUCCUCCUCAACUCUCCUCCCGGAGAAAUCCAAUACGUGGCCAAAGAUGUGAAAUCGAUUCUGAACGAUGACGAUGUGUAUCGUGAGGCGGCGUUGGAGGCAUUUUCCUUGUACAAUAAAUCUCACAUGAUUUCCCUUGAAAUGCCGGAUCGGAGUGGAGACGUGCUGGUUACUACGUUUGGUGAGCUUGAAGAGAAUGCCUAUCUUGAUCCGAGGACUACUCAAGUUGCCAUAGUUGACCAUGUUAAACAAGUUUGUACAGAGGUGAGACCUGCAACUGAUGAAGAACUUCCAUCUCCAUAUAUUGAAGAAUUCCGAUGUGCCUUGGAUGCAGAAACACUUAAAUAUGUCGGUGAAGCUUAUCCAAAAGGUGUCUGCUCUGUUUACUGUGUAAAUGGAAAAGACGUAGAGGGCCCAGGUUCUGAUUUUGAGCUUGUUGUAGUGAUUUCUACAGCUAAGCAUAGUCCACAGAAUUUCUGCAAUGGUAGUUGGCGUUCAGUAUGGAAUAUUCUGUUCAACGAUGAUCUACAGAUAGUUGAAGUACAGGGGAAAAUGCAGGUUGGUGCCCAUUAUUUUGAAGAAGGAAAUGUGCAGUUAGAUGCAAAACAUGAGUGCAAAGAUUCUACCCUUUUUCAGGCCCCUGAAGAUUGUGCCCUUGCCAUAUCAAGCAUUAUUUGUCACCAUGAAACAGAGUACCUGGCUUCUCUUGAGGCAUCGUAUUUAAACUUGCCUGAUUCCACUUUUAAGUUCAUGUAUACAGGGUACUUCAACUUGCCUUCUCAGUUCUUAUUGGAUCGCAUGGGGGCUUAUAUACCUUUGAUCGCUCAACCUGACAAUGUGGUCUCAUUUUUUUCAAUUGAUCUUCGGAGGAAGCUUCCGGUCACUCGUACACUAUUUCCGUGGCACAAUACGCUGCAGUUCAGCUUGACAAGAGACAUCACAAAAGAGCUUGGCAUUGGAAAGUGAACAUGCACCCAAAAAAAAAAAAAAACAGAAAGACUGCUGUUUUCUCGAGCAUGAAGCGGCUUUGUUGUCCUAGAAAGUAGAAAGCAGAGGCCAGGAAUUGAAGAAUUUGGUUGCAGGAACGUAUCUUCGCUGUUGGAAUCUCCCCAGACCACGCAUUCGUGCCCCUCAGGGUAGAAGAAAUGGUCGUUUCAAAUUAUUUUCCUCUCUCGAACUUGCCUUUAUGAGAUAGAGGGGAUGGUUAACAAAUCAAUGAAACGCAUAGACAUACCUUUACUGUGUGACACGCUCCCUUUGGUCCCUUUCAAUUAUAUAAAUUAUUAUGAGGUA